AUGGCGGAUGGAGAUGAAAUCCCUAUCAGAAUCACCAAUGUAGAAUUGGCUAAAAUAGUCAAAGAGCAAAUGGCAGAGAGUAGGGCUGUCAGAGAGGAGAAUAGAGCAAUGAAGAGAGAGUUAGAUAAGUUGAAAGGCCAAAUGAGGAGAGGAGGCCAAGAAGAGUCAAAAGAAGAAGAAGAAGAGCAAGAUCCAGCCGGUCAAGCCAAUAUGCCGGAGGAUCAAAGGGCAAUGCUUGCAGCCCUAGAGAGGGUAGGAGUAAAGGAUAGGAAUGAUAUUCCUUUGUUCCAUGGCAAAUUGAAACCAGAAGAAUGCAUGGAUUGGAUAGAAGCUUUGGAGAAUUAUUUUGAGUGUGAGGUAGUACUUCCAAGCCAAAGGGUGAAGUUGGAAAAGUCAAAAUUGAAGGGGCCAGCGCUUAGUUGGUGGAAUUUUCUACAAUAUGAGAGAUUGGAAGAGGGAAAGGAGGUCAUUUCCACUUGGACCAGAAUGAAGGCAGAAUUGAAAAGACAGUUUGUACCGGAUGAUUAUGAAGUGACCCUUCAUAAGAAGCUUCAAAAUUUGAAGCAAAAAGAUCUUGAUGUGAGUACCUAUACUCAAGAAUUUCACAAUUUGACCUUGAAGGCCAAAAUGUUUGAAACUGAAAAACAAAAACUUGCAAGGUAUAUCAAUGGAUUGAAAUAUAGCAUCCAAGAUGAAUUGACAUUGGUUAAUGUGGAAUCAGUCCACAAAUGUUUUCAGCUUGCCCUCAAGAUUGAGGAAAAACAAAAAAGAAGAGGAGAACAAAGUAAGGGAAGAGGAAACUCAUUCCGUGGAAGAGGUAGGUUCAAUGGGAGAGGAACUUUUCCUAAGUCCCAAGGUGAAAGCAGCAAUCAAAGUGCUGAUAAUGAUGCUGGUGGCAGAGGUUCAUUCAGAGGAAGAGGGUCAAAUAAUGGCAGGGGAAGAUCAAGAGGAAGAGGCCCUAAUGUGUUCACCGGAAGCAAUCAAGGAGAUAGAAGGGUACAAUUGAUUCAAGAAGAGGAUUGCCAAAGCAAUUCAUCAUACCAUACAGCUUCAUCCAAGCAUGCUGAUCUAGUGCAAGGAGAAACUCUUAUGUUCAAUAGAUCGUUGUUGGUACCACUCAACAAGGAACCAGCUCAAAGGAAAUCCUUAUUCCAGACUACUUGCAAGGCAAAGGGUAAAGUAUGCAAGGUAAUUGUUGAUUCCAGCUCUACUGAAAAUCUAGUUUCUUUGGAAAUGGUUACCAAGUUAAAACUGAAAAUAAUUCCACACCCUACUCCCUAUAAAGUUUCUUGGUUGAAUAAGGAGCAGCAAACUAUUGUGAAUGAACAAUGCUUGGUAGAAUUUGAAAUUGGUGACUAUAAAGAUAAAGUUUUAUGUGAGAUAGUUGAAAUGGAUGCAUGUCAUCUUCUUUUAGGAAGACCAUGGCAAUAUGAUACUAAUGCCCAACAUAAUGGAAAAACAAAUGUGUUUAAUAUAACAAAGAAUGGUGAAAAUUUUGUCAUGACACCUUUACCGGAUGUAACAAAUGAUUCAGUUGUGUCUAAUAAUAUCAUGGUUGUAAAAGAAAAAGAGUUUUUAGAAGGUCUUAAGGAGGAAAAUCCUCCAUGUUUUGUUGUUGUAAUCAGGCCUAAGGAAACUAAUCAUGAGGGCAGGGAAUUGAGUUUAGAGGCCAAAGAAAGUACUUGUCCUAAGGUUGUAAUUGAUUUGUUGAAUAAGUAUGAUGGUAUUAUUGCUAAUAGUACCAAUGAGUCUCUUCCACCUAAGAGGUCAAUAAGCCAUUGUAUUGAUUUGAUUCCGAGUGCUACCUUACCUAAUAAAGCAGCAUAUAAACUAACUCCUGAACAAAAUGCUGAAGUUGCAAGACAAAUCCAAGAGUUGUUAGACAAAGGUUACAUAAGAAAAAGUAUUAGCCCAUGUGCUAUCCCAGCAGUCCUUGCUCCUAAGAAAGAAGGUACUUGGAGAUUAUGUACAGAUUCUAGAGCCAUUAAUAAGAUUACUAUUAGAUACUGGUUUCCCAUGCCUAGAAUGGAAGAUCUCAUGGAUUGUUUAGGGGGUGCAAAGUACUAUUCUAAGAUUGAUCUUAAAAGUGGUUAUCAUCAAAUCUAG
Cryptomeria japonica (Japanese cedar) is the source of this 2106-nucleotide messenger RNA. RefSeq lists its product as uncharacterized. The record is from RefSeq and is a predicted model, not a curated record. The coding region runs from base 1 to 2106 and encodes 701 amino acids. NCBI's taxonomy places the organism in Eukaryota, Viridiplantae, Streptophyta, Pinopsida, Cupressales, Cupressaceae. The transcript has 2 exons.